GGAGAGGUUUUGCCGAGCCAGUUUCGAUGGAGUUCUGUGUUGGCCCCCCGCCCUCCCGGGCAUGACUGUGAGGCAACGCUGUCCUGAAUUGAAGGGAUUUAUUUCAAGGCGGUACGCUUACCGGACGUGUGGUCCAACCUCCACAUGGGUCGGUUUUACCAAAAGUUCAGCUGCUGAGACGGAAAGUAAGAUCCUGAAGCGGAUUGAAAGCGACGGGGACGGACUAACGGAUUACACACGUUGUAUUAACUAUACGAUGGAGAUGGCUGGCCUGGCGCCCAGAUACACAGGUGUUUCAGAGAUGGAUGAAGUCACAGCGAUGGAGAUUCUUGGAUAUGUUCUGAAAUCGUUGUCAAUCUUAACAUUGUUUGUGGCUGUGUGUUUAUAUGGGUGCUGUGUACGAGCAAAAACUCAGAGAUACAAGAUAUUCAUUCCAAUGUUCUUAUCCACAAUGAUGAAAUAUGUCGUCAGUUUGGUUGACGUUAUCGUCUGGCGCUUUGAAACUGACUUCCAGCAGACGACAGUUUGGAGACACCCUGUUGUCUGUAAAUGUGCGAAUUCGGUAACACGAUUCUCCGAGUUAUCAGUGUACUCAUGGAUCGCUGUGCUUGGAGUAUAUUAUCUCUUUGCAGUGCUGGGCGAUAUAAUCAAAGGCAGACGGGUCAUAGUGUUGUACUUAGUUGGCCUCGGAAUUCCUGUCGUCUUUGCGACGGCGUGGGCCCUCACCGUGACGUUCGUCCUUUCAACUGACGUCUGCGACGACGGUCAGAUUCCACAUGCAACCCACUGGAUAACGGAUGCUCCUAAACUGGCAUGCGUGUUGAUAGCGUUCUGUAUUUUCAUCGUCUGCGUGUAUGCAGCGUUUAGGGGACUGAUUGAUGAAGAUGUGCCGGAAUUUAAACUUGUUAAACAAGGAACCAUUAAAUGUCUCCUGUUUUUGACGUUGUGUACAUCGGCAGAUCUCUACCUUUUGGUGAUCGUGUACAACAAUGGCGGUCAGACGAUUCGUGUGUCGUCUGCCGACUCGUGGAUGGAUUACUUCAAUCUUGUUGUGGACAGUAUUCCGGGGAUGAUAAUGGCGAUAUUGCUCUGUUUUGUUGAUAACGAAGUUCGAGUGUGUGAAAAUGAGCCUCGCAAAGUGAACGUUGUGGUGGUUGAGCGAGGUCGCGAACACAAUCGUUGAGUACAGACACACCCGCUAUCUGACCGCGCCAGACAUAGUAGGUGAUAAAAGGACCACCUCUGGAACAGUACCAUAACAUAUUCAUGUAUCGUCUUACACCAAGACAGAUAACACCUAUGUUCAAACAGGAACGCAUCUCAGAGGCGGAUUCAGGAUUCUCAAAGCGGUACGACUAAGAGAACGUAUUAUCAUUGGUGGAAUGGCCGUAUAUAGUUGGAUCCUUGACUGUCAGCCCCAAUUCGAAUUCCAUGGGUACAAAGUAUGACGGUUCACCGUCGUAGUAUGACAGGAGCAACGCUAGAAAUGGCCUCAAACCCACCAUCCCGUUCACCUGUACAGAUAACUUUUAUUUUACAACUCCAAACGUUUUUCUCGAAUCCGCAAGGCACGAAAAGAACUGAUAAGGGGGUCUAUGUUUCUGAUAAGGUGCCUGUGAUAGUGACCAAGUAAUAAAGUGACCACUGUAUGAUAAUGACUUAGAAGGUCCUUGAUAUGCCACGACCACACACACUCGAAACAACUUGAAGUCUGUCAUCAAUCAGCUUUGUGGCACGAGCGCCACAUCUGGAGCAAGCAGUGUCGCAUACCUUUUCAUUUGAGAUAUUUCGUUUCGUGGCAAUCUGGAAUAGUCAGUUUCACAUAAUUUUAAUUUUGAUAUAUUUCGUUUCUUGUUUACUACACCUAUGAAACAAACUGUUUUAUAGGACUUUUCAUUGAUAUAUUUCGUUUCAUGUAGCACUUUUUGUAUAGAUCGUACCUUGUCUAAUUUUUCAUGUUUAUGUAAACGUUCUUGCGUAGCUUAUAUAUCAGGCAUAGUGUUGAGAUUAGAGGAUCGGUUGUGGUAUGAACCGAGGCGAGGGCACGGGACCAAAUGUGCAUUAUACGGACACCCAGUUAGCGGUAGCAGCACGUAUUACCUUAUGUUAACCAUUUCUACUUCCUGCAUAUGUGUAUUGGAUUACUGAUGUAAAACAUGGGGGAGAUUAUUACACAGAAUGUUUUUUUCUUUCAUUAAAAGCUCAAUACAAA
Messenger RNA from Haliotis rubra (blacklip abalone), 2212 nucleotides. Its product is annotated as vasoactive intestinal polypeptide receptor 2-like. The record is from RefSeq and is a predicted model, not a curated record. Bases 62 to 1183 code for a protein of 373 amino acids. The transcript has a single exon. Gene Ontology annotation, molecular function: G protein-coupled peptide receptor activity. NCBI's taxonomy places the organism in Eukaryota, Metazoa, Mollusca, Gastropoda, Lepetellida, Haliotidae. Gene Ontology annotation, biological process: cell surface receptor signaling pathway; adenylate cyclase-modulating G protein-coupled receptor signaling pathway. Gene Ontology annotation, cellular component: plasma membrane.